AUGGGUGGAGGCGGCAAGAUCCCGUAUCCCAAGGAAGUCUGGUCUCCCGCGGGUGGCUGGUACGCUCAGCCCGCAAACUGGAGGGUCAACACGGCCAUCAUUGGCGCCGCUGUCCUUGGAGUUGUCGCUGUGACCUGGAGCAUCAGUGCCGACCGUGAGCACCGUGACAAGAUGCCCGAACCCGGCAGAUUCUUCCCCAGUCGCUACUGGAGCCGGGAAAUCAGAGAACACGAAAAGCAGCUGGCCGCCCAGAACCGGUCAUAG
This is a messenger RNA of Aspergillus luchuensis, 264 nucleotides long. RefSeq lists its product as uncharacterized. Lineage: Eukaryota; Fungi; Ascomycota; Eurotiomycetes; Eurotiales; Aspergillaceae. The transcript has 3 exons. The record is from RefSeq and is a predicted model, not a curated record. Bases 1 to 264 code for a protein of 87 amino acids.